GAAUGGGGGAGACAGCUAACAGCCGCUGUUCUCUACUCUAGAGGACCGAGCUGAUAAGAUUUAACCCCUGAGGUUGCUUCAGGCAGGAGUGUCUUCCACAGCGAAAACCACAUCAAGCUGGAGAGCAGUCAGGCCUGCCUUCCUUAUUGCUGUCACCAAAUGACUGCUUCCUUCCACAGAUCUCCUGUCACCAUGAAGGCCACCUUCUCAGUUACUCUGCUUGCUCUAGCCAUCUCAGUGGGGACUUCCUUUGCAGUUGAUUUCGAUCUUCCUAUGAGCGGUCGCCUGACUGAGGAGCUCUUCCAGGAGACAAAGAUCUUAUGCAACAAGAAUGUAAGAAAGUGCUGGAUGCUUUCCUACUACAAGCCAGAUGAGCCUAUAUGUGCCACUGACCAAGUUACCUAUGGCGGUGAAUGCCAUCUCUGCUCCAGGAUUCUAUAUGAAGACAGAACCAUAAUUAAAAUGCAUGAUGGAGAAUGUAUUUACUCCUUGGAAGACUAUGAAGCAUAAAAUUUACUGGAUCCUCAGAUAGACAAGUAAAGCAUGAAGGCUGAGCUUCAAAGAUACCCAGUACUUUACAGUACUUGCCUAGCAUGUAUGAAACCUGAGGUUAAAUCUCCAAUUAUUUGGAGAAAAAAUAUAUAUAUACCUCCUUGAGAAAUGCAUCCUAUAGUAAAAGAUACUUGGAUCAAAAUCAUUGAUCUAUUUCUUCAAUAAAUGAU
This is a messenger RNA of Phodopus roborovskii (desert hamster), 722 nucleotides long. It is a transcript of the gene Spink8, whose product is annotated as serine peptidase inhibitor Kazal type 8 (putative). Bases 160 to 510 code for a protein of 116 amino acids. Gene Ontology annotation, molecular function: protein binding. NCBI's taxonomy places the organism in Eukaryota, Metazoa, Chordata, Mammalia, Rodentia, Cricetidae. The record is from RefSeq and is a predicted model, not a curated record. The transcript has 5 exons.